AUGAAGCGCAAAAUCGAAGAAACCAAUGAACCGGCCGAAAAGGCAAAGGCUGUGACGGGACAGCCCGACAAGGGAUUUUCCUUCACCGACCUUGCCCUUGAUCCUCGUCUGGUGCAGGCCGUCGCCGAGCAAAAGUUUUCUCAGCCGACGCUGGUGCAGCGCAUGGCCAUUCCCAUCGCUCUCAAAGGCCAAGAUGUUCUGUGCAAGGCCAAGACUGGCUCUGGAAAGACGGCUGCUUACGUGUUGCCUGUUCUUGCGGGCAUCCUGAAACGCAAGACUACUGACCCCGAGCCUGCUACCGCCGCCCUAAUUCUUGUACCGACCCGCGAACUGGCCGACCAGGUCUUCAAGGCGAUUGAACAAUUCUCGGCCUUUUGCUCGAAAGAUGUGCGCGCCGUCAAGCUCACCGAUAAGCUUUCGGACGCCGUCCAGCGAUCUCUGCUCGCUACACUGCCCGAUAUAGUCAUCUCUACCCCCGCGCGGGCAUGGCACAAUGUCAACGGAAACUCCUCCGCCUUGUCUUUGAGCAAACUUUCACAUCUCGUCCUGGACGAAGCGGACCUACUGCUAUCAUACGGCUACGACAGCGACCUGGAGAACCUGUCAUGGUCAAUACCGAAAGGGAUCCAGACCAUCAUGAUGAGCGCUACGCUAACGUCGGAAGUCGAUUCGCUCAAGAAGAUUUUCUAUCGCGACAACGUGCCCGAACUACUCGACCUGGAAGAGCCGGAUAACGAAGGCGAGGGUAUUACACAGCUAGUAACCAAGUGCGGCGAAGACGAAAAGUUCCUGCUGGCUUAUGUCAUUUUCAAGCUCAAGCUCGUCAAGGGCAAGUGCAUCAUAUUCGUCGGCGACAUUGAUCGCUGCUACCGCCUGAAGCUCUUUUUCGAGCAAUUUGGCAUUCGCAGCUGUAUUCUUAACUCGGAGCUACCGGUCAACUCGCGAAUCCAUGUCGUAGAAGAAUUCAACAAGAACGUGUACGAUAUCAUCAUUGCAUCCGACGAAAAGGAGAUUCUAGGCAACGAGAAUAAGGCUGCUGAGGAGGAAGCGGAGGAGGCAGAGGAGGAGGAAGUCGAGGAGACAACGGAAACGAGCGAGAAACGACCCAAGAAGAAGCGCAAGUCCACAAAGCAGGACCUGGAAUACGGCGUGUCGAGAGGCAUCGACUUCAAGAACGUGGCGGCCGUUAUCAACUUUGACUUGCCGACAACGGCUUCGUCGUAUACACACCGCAUCGGCCGAACGGCGCGCGCUGGCAAGGCCGGCAUGGCGCUGUCAUUUGUAGUGCCCAAAGACCAGUACCGCAAGCACAUGCCCACAACGAUAGCGAGCGCGGAAAAGGACGAAAAGAUUCUGGCGCGCAUCACGAAGCAACAAAUUAAGAAGGGCAAGGAAAUCAAGCCAUACAACUUCAACCCCGAACAAGUGGAGGCUUUCCGGUAUCGCAUGAACGACGCGCUGCGAGCCGUCACCAAGGUCGCUGUGCGUGAGGCGCGGACGAGGGAGCUCCGACAAGAGCUGCUCAAGAGCGAAAAGCUUAAGCGGUACUUUGAGGAGAACCCGACCGAAAUGGCCCACCUGCGCCACGAUGGCGAGCUGCGCACGGCGCGCCAACAGGCGCACUUGAAACAUAUUCCGGAGUACCUGCUGCCCAAAGAGGGCAAGGAGGCGCUGACGACGGAAAAGGUUGGGUUUGUGCCGCUGCGCAAGUUUGGGGGCAAGGACCGCAGAAGCAAGAGGGGCAAGUCGGGCAAGCGGAUCGGGUCGCGCAAGGGGGAUCCUCUAAAGACGUUCUCGGCGCGUAGGAGGAAGUGA
Akanthomyces muscarius is the source of this 1815-nucleotide messenger RNA. RefSeq lists its product as uncharacterized. Gene Ontology annotation, molecular function: RNA helicase activity; nucleic acid binding; ATP binding. Gene Ontology annotation, cellular component: nucleolus. Lineage: Eukaryota; Fungi; Ascomycota; Sordariomycetes; Hypocreales; Cordycipitaceae. The coding region runs from base 1 to 1815 and encodes 604 amino acids. The record is from RefSeq and is a predicted model, not a curated record. The transcript is spliced from 3 exons.